ACUAGUAAAACAUGGUUUAACUAAUACACCUGUCCCUGACAACACUGCUGCCCCUACAACAAAAAAGGCCAGUAAAAGGCUUCAGCCGAAGGUAGAAUGUCCCUGCUCCCUUGUGACUGCUAAGGAGCACAGCAAAAGACAAGUGUUAAGGAAAAAAUCAUUUGGAGUUUUAUGGUUGCGGAAAUGCUGUAAUUUGCUUAUGAUGCCUAGAAAAUCUUCUCCGUUUACAGGCCGUAACAGAUUACACUCUCAUAAGCUUGGUGCAAGAAGAAGCCUUAAAAUAUUAGAUUUGUGGCUGUGGUUUUACAAACGAUUUUGGAAGUGCCGUAAAAAUCUAAAAAGUAACUUUGAGAAAGUAUUUUCUUAUUUGAAGCUUAAGAUUCGACAACCUGCCAAGGCAGUAAGCAGGACAUACGAUAUGAACAAUAACAAAUCAGGAAUAUUAUGCGAAAUACAACCACGCACAACCAAUGCUUGCCUACGAGAUGAGACUGUUAAGCUACAGAGAGUGGACAAUGAGACUCCGUUUUCAAAUGUGGCAGCAAACAGAACGAUAUUAAAAGACAGCCAGCAGCCGGCAAUUUGUAUGGGUGCUCAGUGGAGUUCCGAGGACACAUCGCAAAAGAAAUUAAGUGAAGUUCCUGUGAUAAAUAGUUAUCCUGAUUUGUGUCUCUUAUCAGAAAAAGAGGUGUCUAUAUCUUCCCAAGAGGAAGGCGAUGUACAGGGAGAUCAGGAUGAAGAGACUAUGCUCCUGGCUCCUGAUAAAAUAAAGCCAUGUACAAGUGAAAAUGUUGACUUUCAGGACAAUGCAGAGGGACUGGAAAAUGGAGAGGAUUCCUGUCCCAUGGAAGUAGAUGAGAACAGCAGUUCGGAUGUAUUUAAUACAAAGCUACUAGACCACCCUUACUGUAAAAGCCCUUUGCAAGAGACGUUACUUGAAGAGGGAUUAGACAUUUCAGCAAAACAGGGCUUAAAGAAUGGCCAUAAAAUAAUCAGUAAUGUCACUGAUGAUCAACUGGUGUCUGCGCUUUGUGGUCUUCUAAAUGAGACUAUGAAGAAAUAUGGUAGUUUAAUCCCAUUGUCUGAGAAAGAUGUACUGACUCGAUUAAAGGAAGUCUUCAAUGAGGACCUUUCAUACAGGGCUUCAUUCAUCAAUAAAGAAAUAUCAAAAUUCAGAGCCAAGCAUUCCAAGACUACUGCGUGCAGUUUCCGCGUCUUAUACAAUAAACAUGUGCUUGACAUGGAUGACCUCACUACCCUUGAUGGACAAAAUUGGAUCAAUGAUCAGGUUAUCAAUAUGUAUGGUGAACUAAUAAUGGAUGCUGUUCCAGAAAAGGUUCAUUUCUUAAACAGUUUCUUUCAUCGGCAACUUAUGACCAAAGGUUAUAAUGGUGUGAAAAGAUGGACUAAAAAGGUAGAUGUGUUCAAAAAGAUCUUGCUGUUAAUUCCAAUUCAUCUAGAAGUCCACUGGUCUCUCAUUACUGUGAAUAUACCCAAAAAGCUCAUUUCCUUUUAUGAUUCCCAAGGCAUACAUUUUAAAUUUUGUGUAGAGAAUAUCCGCAAAUACCUAAUUACAGAAGCCAAGGAGAAAAGUUACCCAGAGUUUCUUGAUGGAUGGCAGACCGCUGUUACCAAGUGCAUUCCACAACAAAAGAAUGACAGUGACUGUGGAGUUUUUGUUCUUCAGUAUUGCAAGUGCCUCGCUCUAGAACAGCCUUUCCAGUUCUCCCAAGAAGACAUGCCUCGUGUGCGGAAGCGGAUAUACAAAGAACUUUGUGAAUGCAGACUUAUGGAUUAAACAUCAAAGCUGCUCUUUCUUGACCUUUUGGAAAAGUUCAAGCUCUACUUGAAUUACUAAAUACUUCCACAACUUUAAAACACGAUUUUAGAAGGGUGGAUAACCCUCCAUCGUUACCUCAGAUGUUUAAUUUUCUUGGGACAUUAAAAUGGUCAGCAUCAAAGAGCUGACACUGAAAUAUUUGUGGCUUCAGUUUGUUUUGUGUAUUUAAUAUUUAUUAUGUAAGCAUGCAAAUACCCAGACGCAUGCAGCAGUAAAACGGAACUGUAGAUUCAAUGCACCUUUGACUUGUAGAUAAGUUACAAAAAAAGUUUUAAUUUUAAUGAUAUGUAUGAAUCUAGCAGGUACAUUUUCCUGUGAGCUCAAAAUCUGUAUUUACUUGUAAAUGUUAUUCCUGUGGAAAAAAAAAUAUCACACAUUACAUAUAUUUUGACCAGACCUGUUAUAUUUACAAUUUUUGUUCCAUCUUUUAUAGGUAUUUGCAACACUUGUUUGCAAACAUGUAUUUUAGGAGAUUUGCUUCGGCCUUAUCUAUAGUGCUCUUUCUGUUUAUUUUUGUGUUUACUAAAACUAUGUAAUC
Nanorana parkeri is the source of this 2378-nucleotide messenger RNA. It is a transcript of the gene SENP5, whose product is annotated as SUMO1/sentrin specific peptidase 5. Gene Ontology annotation, biological process: protein desumoylation. The transcript is spliced from 9 exons. Gene Ontology annotation, molecular function: deSUMOylase activity. Gene Ontology annotation, cellular component: nucleus. Lineage: Eukaryota; Metazoa; Chordata; Amphibia; Anura; Dicroglossidae. The record is from RefSeq and is a predicted model, not a curated record. Bases 200 to 1798 code for a protein of 532 amino acids.